CUCUCACUUGGACCGCCGCUACGCGCUACUGGUAGUAAUAUUUCACAUACGGAGCGCCGCUCAACCUCCAGCAGACACAGAACUCUCACAACGAACAGCUGCAUAAAGCUGCAGCAUGUAACUUAAAACAAUUUUAGAUAUGUAUUAAAACUUUUGCUUUUUAACAUUACUGUUAAAUAUUAUUUUACUGAUUGCAGGUUUUUCAGUUAUCCUUUUCACUGAGUAGCUGCUGUGUUGUGUCUGCAAGUAUUUUGCAUGUUUGUGUAAAUUAGGUGAAUUUAUUGCCAGAUCACGUUUUAAUUUUGUCAGAUCACUUCGUAGCAUUUAUACCUAAAGCGAAAAAUUAACAGCAGGUCCGGGUGAUUGGCAGAGAUCGGCCUCAUGGGUGAUCGGUAUCAGAAUCAGCAGCAAAAAACCUGAUCAGAGCAUCCCUAGUUUGUAGCCAUUUAACAGUUUUUGCACAUACAUUGAGGAUAAAUGUUCCUCAAAAUUAAAACCCAGAUAGUGGAAGUAGACUGAAGAGAAAUAUGAAAUGUGAGAAAUAUGUCCCAUCGCAUUUCUGCAUAAAACAUGGCAACAUACUUCUGACCAAUCAGACAACACUUUGCACAGAGCUCUGGUGUAGAUCGAUCCGUGCCUGGUGUCGAGUCUGGCAGGCGAAUGGUUCUCUGUGAACAGAAUGCUCAUAGAGAACAUUUUGCUUGAUCAAUUUUCAUUGCACGUCAGCAUCAAUGAGAGCCAAUUUGGACAUUCAGAUGAAGUAUUUUGGGGCCUUAAGAGCCUAGCCAGUUUUGGUUGAACAACAGUAAUAUUUAAUUAAAAGGAAGUAAAAAGGAAAUAUGCUUGUUUAUGGUUUUCAUUGUGUUCUUUUCCUUGCACCUCCUCAGGUGUACUCCCAGAAUGUCAACUCCAAAGGUGUUAAGCUAUACUCAGGUGAGACCCAGAACCUCCCAGAACCUCCGCAUCUCUGUUCCCUGGACUCCGGUGUGAGCUCCACUCUGCAGCACCCCACUUCCAGCCCUCCUGGUCCUCUGGACAACUGGCCGCACAAUGGCAGAAGUACCGUCUCACCACUGGACAACCAAACCCCUGCUACCUCUACCUCCACCUCUGGCCAACCACAAGCUCCAGAGGAUUCCAGCAGACAUUUUGCUCCACCAUGGCAACACCAGGGCUGCAAUUAUGCAAGCCUGAAUGCAUGUGACUUCCAUUUUGCUAACCAUAAUGCUGCCAUCACCUCUGCAACGCUGCCUCCACUUCGAAGGAGCAGUCUGCAGGCCUCUUCCCAUGUUGACAGUGAUGCACUCUACCACCACGCUCUGUCAGACUGGUACUACAGUCAAGCAGAGGCAGCAGAACACAUGUCCCCCCGCCAUUUAAGUGUAUCUCAGGACUAUUUAGCCGAGCCGCAGCUGGGUUCGGCACCCAGGCCCAGAUUUAUACCCAGCCCUACGACCUUUGCAGAACACCACAGAAGAGAAACUUUCCUCCAUCAUCAGCGAGCAGCAGCUGCUGUGCAUGAGUCCUACUGGCUAGGGGGCUGUGGCACUGGAUCGGGUACUGCUAGAAAGUCAUGCUCAGAAAGUCUGAUGGCAGCCUAUGCCGACUAUGAGCACAAUUAUGGCCGCUCUGUGGAAACACUGGCAGAGGCCUCGGCUCUGGUCUCACAACAUUAUGAACAGACUUCACCAAAUUCCCAAAUGACAUGUAAAAGAGAACAGAAGAAGCAGAAAGCUCCAGGAGGACAUGAACAUAAAACUACAGUGACCCCCACUGUGUCACUCGGCCACAUGCAGUCAGCUCAGCAGGUGGCGGAGCCUCAAACAAGACAGCUGGAAGAAGAGGAAGUGGUGGCCUACAGAAGCUACAGCCCCUCGUUUUACCACAGAGAGGGCCAUCUCCUCCAGCAGGCCCACUCUUUCAGAGAGCCUGCUUACAGUGGCCCUCACCUCAACUGGGGGUCUGGCACCAGAAGAGACAGUGGUGCCUUUUCCCAUCUCCAGUCUACUCCUGCACCUCUGACUUUAGAGGAGAAGACGAAGCAGCUAAGGGAUGACAGAGAGGUCAUCUCCUCUGUGUCCCCAGUUGAAGAGGUGGUCCUGAGGCAAAGGCCCCUGUUUAACUGUCAGACACCCUUUCAGGCUAACUCCUCUCCCACCAUAUCACCGGAAGCAUCUGCUUGGAUCCCUGCAGCCAGAACAGUUCCUGUCCCUCAAGAAACUGGGUCCAGCCGCAGAGUUAACGGUAGCCUUGCCCAUGCCUUUAAUUCCCUCUCCUCCAUUCCUUUCAUAGGAAGCUUUAAAAGCCGCCGCUCCUCUUACCUGCUGGCCAUCACCACUGAGCGAUCCAAGUCCUGCGAUGAAGGACUCAACACUUACAGGGAUGAGAGCCGAGUCUUCUCUAAAUUGCCAAAAAGAGUCAAGAGCUUUUUCACUGAUGGGUCUUUGGACAGUUUGCGAGCCCAGGAGGACCCCCACUCGAAGCGCCACUCCACAUCAGAGCUGGGUACCAUCACCUUUAGUGACGUCCGGAAGGAAGGGUGGCUACAGUACAAACAGAUCCUCACAGAGAAGGGAAAGGUAAAGAAGCUAGGAGGCAGCAUGCGGCCUUGGAAACGUGUCUUCAGUGUGCUUCGCCAUCACUCCCUUUUCCUUUACAAAGACAAGCGUGAAGCCGUGCUGCAUGGCGCCGGGGCAGGUGGCAGCCAGGAUGAACAUCCACCAGUCAAUAUUCGAGGCUGCCUGAUUGACAUCGCGUACAGUGGAACCAAACGAAAGCACACCCUGAGACUGACCACGCAGGACUUCUGUGAGUACCUGCUGCAGGCUGAAGACCGGGACGACAUGCUGGCGUGGAUCAGGGUCAUCAGAGAGAACAGCAAAUCAGAUAAUGAGGAGAUUGGACAAGUUCUAAUCAACAAGAAGCUGAAUGACUACAGGAAACACAGUCUGACAGGCAACAAGCCGGAUUCCUCCCCCAGAGCCCAUCGCAUGGUGCCUGACUUCCUCCUGGCUAAAACAGACAAUACUUCAGGGAACCGAACCUCAAGAGCUGAUGACAACAAGGCUCUGUGGGGUAUCAACCUCAUGAAGAAAACAAAGAAACCAGGCUGUCCGAAAGCCUUUGGGGUGAGACUGGAGGACUGCCAGCCAGCUGUUAACCAUAAAUUUGUCCCUCUCAUUGUUGAGAUAUGCUGCGGUGUGGUGGAGUCCUCUGGUCUGGAGUACACCGGGAUCUACCGCGUGCCUGGGAACAACGCCAUGGUGUCGAGUCUGCAGGAACACCUCAACAAGGGCCUAGACAUCACCACUGCUGAAGAGAGAUGGCAAGAUCUGAAUGUCAUCAGCAGCCUGCUUAAAUCAUUCUUCAGAAAAUUGCCGGAGCCUCUGUUCACUGACGACAAAUAUAACAGCUUCAUUGAUGCCAACCGUAUAGAAGAUGCAGAUGACAGACUGAAGACCAUGAAAAAACUGAUCCAUGACCUCCCAGAUUAUUAUUACCAUACCCUUAAUUUCCUGGUGAGUCACUUGAAGAUGGUGGCAGACCACUCUGAGAAGAACAAGAUGGAGCCAAGAAACCUGGCUCUGGUGUUUGGUCCCACUCUGGUGAGAACGUCAGAGGACAAUAUGAUUGACAUGGUCACCCACAUGCCUGACCGUUAUAAAAUAGUGGAGACACUCAUCCUUCAUCAUGACUGGUUCUUCUGUGAUGGUGAGCUGGAUACGGAAAAUACGGCCCCUGAGGGUAAGCGGGACAUUCAACCUGUCCCUAACAUCGAUCACCUGCUGUCAAACAUUGGCAGGCCGGGCAUGCCUGGGGACGCUUCAGAUUCCACCACCAGUGAUUCAAUUAAACUGAAGAUUUCUUCCACUUCCAAGAAAGAUCUGAAUGCCAGAGACUUCCUUCCCAAGUCCAUCAUCUCUGCUGUGACCCGCAAACGUAAAAAAUGCCUCAGCACCCAUCUAGUAGUCAGCAGCGGUGAUGAGGACUCUGAGCAUGAAAUGGCCAAGAACACAAGCUACAGAGAGAGAGAUGAAGGGGGAGAUGGAAAGGGACUGCAAGAACUGGUCCAGGGGGAACACACCUGCUCCAAAAAAGAAAAGAGACAUGGAGUGAAACAUGUUCAGACAUCUGAAGAGGGAAAAAGAGAAGAAGAAACAACUGUGAGGAAGGGAGCAGAUGGAGGGGAAGGUUCUUUCCUCUGUUCUCAUCAGAGCCACGGCAAAUACCACAAACCUCCAGCAGCAACAAGCCCACCAUCACAUAUCAAGAUUCCAAGCGAUGCCAAAGAACGUCCUAAUGUUCCAUUCUGGAUCUCCCCCAGCUGCCCUCUCCCUCUGCAGACCUCCAGUUGCCUCAGAGAGUGGAGUCAGGCAGCCAGUACAGGCAGGCCUGCUAGGACCAGGGCCACCUCCAUUAACCUGGAGCUGGGCAGGGGCCAGGAGAUUGGCAGAGGUCAGAGAUCAGAUGGGGUAGAGGUGAUCAGAGCUGGGGAAGUGCUAGCAGCUCAGUGUGGAUUUCUUCAGCAGAGAUCCAUCACAGGAGGGUCAGCUCAACAUCCCCUUCCUGCCUUCUCUUCUACUUCAGGAUGGACUGAUCAGCGAUCCUCCUCUGUGGUGUUAAGGUCAGCUCCAGAUUCUCAAGCCAGGAGGAGAGCAUGGCGUCGCCACACUGUGGUCAUUUAAGCCAACUUUUAAUUCUACUAAAACAGAAAACUUUACUUGCCAACAUCUGCCCAACUGUUUGUCUCUCAAACGUGAUGGUGUGCCUCUUUACACAUCCAGAUCUCAUGCCUCAAAACUCAGACUUUUAUCAACUGUUAAAAUGUUGUAAAUAUAACCUAAUAACAGAAUAUCUUCAUUUAUUGAACAAACAGAAUGCUAAAAAUGUGUUUUAAAAACAUCUAUCUUAACUACUUACAUAGGGAAGUGGAAAAACUGGCCUACUGAUCACAUGCAGUUAUAAAUUGUUCAUCAGUGCAGCGAGCAGUUUUCUACAGCCGGAGGUUGAUAGGCUGUUACUCCCCAUCACAGCGCUUCUUACGAUCAGGAGAGAGGAGAGGCCAAGCGGAACCACAGCCAAAUCUCCCAACUCUGACCCACCAGGUAGUUUUCCAAAUUUUUUGCCUUCCAGCCCUCAACUGUAGGUUUAUUAAUAAUUAGAUGGAUCUGACCCAAACUUUUCUGCCAAGACAACUCCAUCUCUGUACCCUUCUUCAUGUCCUAUGAUUGUGCAGAGACCUGUUUUGUAUUUGUUGUCUAAAUCUUUCCUAACCUUUGUAUAUAAAACAUAUAAUUUAUUAAAUUAAUUGUUUUGGACAUGA
Poecilia latipinna (sailfin molly) is the source of this 5323-nucleotide messenger RNA. RefSeq names its product rho GTPase-activating protein 23-like. The transcript is spliced from 17 exons. Lineage: Eukaryota; Metazoa; Chordata; Actinopteri; Cyprinodontiformes; Poeciliidae. Gene Ontology annotation, biological process: signal transduction. The record is from RefSeq and is a predicted model, not a curated record. The coding region runs from base 840 to 4685 and encodes 1281 amino acids.